AUGUCCAACACCAUUACCACUCAAACUCUUAUUUAUUCCUCCUAUCCGGAAGGACUCGUCAAGGAAUCUGAUUUUACCUACAAUGCAGCACUUGAAAUUGAUUCCACCUUGCAAGCAGAUGAAAUUCUUGUUGAAUUGUUGCAUUUGAGUGUUGAUCCAUACAUGAGAGGAAGAAUGUCAAAGAAUGUUCCAAAAGGAUAUUUCCCAGCUUUCGAAAUUGGUAAACCAAUCAAUGGUGGAGGUGUUGCCAAAGUAUUGAAAUCCAAUCAUGAAAACUUCAAGGAAGGUGAUGUCUUGUUGGGUUAUUUCGAUUGGCAAAAGAUUCAGAAGGUCAAGAUUUCUGGAGAAGCCUUCUUAAAGAACUAUGUCAAGAUAGAUGCUAGUAUUCCACUUCCAUUGUCUUAUUAUCUUGGUGUUUUGGGAAUGCCUGGAAUGACUGCUUAUUUUGGAUUCUUGGAUAUUUGUCAACCAAAGGAAGGUGAAGUUGUAGUUGUUUCAGCUGCUUCUGGAGCUGUUGGUUCACUUGUUGGUCAACUUGCCAAGAUUAAGGGAUGCAAGGUUAUUGGUAUUUCUGGAUCCACUGAAAAUGUUCAACAUCUCAAGGAUUUAGGUUUCGACGAAAUUAUCAAUUAUAAGGAUUUCAAUAACGAUACAAAUGCCUUAAAGGAAGCUAUUGAAAAGGCAGCUCUUCCAAAGACUGGAGUUGAUUGCUACUUUGAUAAUGUUGGUGGAUUUGUCUUGGAUGCAGUAACCUUGUCCAUGAACAGAUACGGAAGAAUUUCUUGUUGUGGAUCAAUUAGUGAAUACAAUGGACAAAAGGAUUUGGGACCAAGAUUAAACUCUGUCUACGUAGUCAGAGAAUUAAAGAUUCAAGGUUUCAUUGUUGGAUCCUUCUACCAUAGAUUGGAUGAAGGAGUCAAAGCCAUGACGAAAUGGGUCCUUGAAGGAAAGUUGAAAGUUUUGGAGAGUAAGGUAGCAGGACUGGAAAAUAUUCCAAAAGCUUUGAUCAAACUCUUUACAGGAGAUAAGGUCGGAAAGAUGAUCAUUGAUGUUUAA
Molecule: messenger RNA, 1056 nt
Organism: Naegleria gruberi
Lineage: Eukaryota; Heterolobosea; Eutetramitea; Acrasida; Naegleriidae
Exons: 2
Coding region: 1-1056 (351 amino acids)
Molecular function (GO): oxidoreductase activity, acting on the CH-CH group of donors, NAD or NADP as acceptor
Source: RefSeq, a predicted model, not a curated record